Molecule: messenger RNA, 954 nt
Organism: Lycium barbarum (goji berry)
Lineage: Eukaryota; Viridiplantae; Streptophyta; Magnoliopsida; Solanales; Solanaceae
Exons: 2
Coding region: 1-954 (317 amino acids)
Molecular function (GO): RNA-DNA hybrid ribonuclease activity; nucleic acid binding
Source: RefSeq, a predicted model, not a curated record
AUGAAGAAAUGUGCUCCUUUCGAAUGGGAUCAAGCUUGUGCCAACGCCUUUGAGAGCAUCAAAUCUUACUCGAUGAAACCUCCAGUUCUAGCGGAUCCUGUUACUGGAAAGCCAUUGAUAUUAUACAUAUCGGCACAAGAAAGGUCAGUUGGAGCACUCUUAGCCCAAGAGAAUAGCGAAGGGAAUGAAAAUGCUCUUUACUACUUGAGUAGGAUGAUGACGCCAAAUGAGUUGAAGUAUUCGCCGAUUGAAAAGUUGUGUCUGGCUUUAGUCUUCUCGAUUCAGAAGAUGAAACACUACUUUCAAGCUCAUGUAGUUCGUCUUAUUUCCAAAGCGAACCCCAUCAAAUUUGUGAUGUCGAAACCUGUCCUUAGUGACCGACUAGCAAGGUGGUAUCUCCAAUUUCAACAAUUUGAGAUUGUGUACGUUCCUCAAAAGGCUGUGAAAGGGAAAGCAUUAGCGGACUUUUUAGCAGACCAUCCGAUACCCGAUGACUGGGAACUGACUGAUGAACUACCCGAUGAGGAAACGAUGGUCAUUGAAAUUCAACAGCCUUGGAAGAUGUAUUUUGAUGGUGCUGCCCAUCGCGAAGGAGCUGGAACUGAUGUGAUAUUUGUCACUUCUCAAGAGGAGUUACAACUACAAGUCUUUGGAGAUUCUGAAUUGGUAAUCAAUCAAUUGUUGGGCACCUACGAGGUUAAAAUGCCAGAAUUGCUUCCCUAUCAUCACUAUGCACAAAAAUUAAUUGGGUGGCUCGUCAACGUAACUCUCCAGCACGUGCCAAGAAACGGAAAUAAGAAGGCUGACGCUUUGGCUUCAACAUUGACUUUGCCUGACCAAGCGCAAAUCACUAUCUGCCAGAAAUGGAUAGUACUGCCGGAGGACGAUGAGGAUGAAGAAAGCAAACUCGAGCUUUUUGUGGCCAUUUCUGAAGCUGAGAAAGUCGAUUGGUGA